GGGUGGGGAAAAAUAACGGUCACAUCCCACUCACAGCAAAGCGCGAGCCAGUUUGUCAGUUAACUUUAACGAUAACGCUCUUCGCUUCUAGCUAACCGAGUUUUUUGUAGGUUUUUGUGAACACGAUGGAUUAAAACUACCAGGAUAAAGUGGAAAACGGAGCGUAGAAGUGUUACAGGGCGGCUGUGUUUUGUUUAGUUAUUAGUGUGAUGAUUAACAACGUUUUAAUCGCACACAGUAAAGUUUUGUGUGAGCAGGUUUAGCCUAUAAGUUACCGUUAACGCUCAAUGGCUCGCGCAUGGUCGAUGCUCGCUGCAUAGCAACACAUUUUUCCCAUUAAAAACCUUUCUUUUUUUAACACCAUGGACUUUUUAUACAGAGUUUUAAACUUAUCCUCUCUUGUGAGUGUCCUCCAGGUUCUCGGUGACAGUGUCGUACCGUCCAAGCAUCCAGGCCUGGAUGUGCUGGCCACUGCCUCACACUACUGGCCCCUGGAUGCGGUGGACGGACCACGUAGCCUGCGGGAUCAGAUUGGGAAUAGAACAGGUCAUGUUAAUGGGAGUAAUAUAACACUAAGAAUCCACAACCACACUGUCCUGCCUUACCAUAACUCUUCCUCUGUGUACACCAAUGACUCUGCCUACACUAACAUUUCCGUCUCUGUAGAUAUCGUAGAGGGAGUGGUGAAUAAAGGCAUUUAUCUCAGCGGAGACAGAGGAGCCACUUUUCUCCAUUUCGGUAACUACAGAAACUCCUGCAUUAGUGACCCCACGCUGUGUGGACCACAGGGUGUGACGUUCUCUUUCUUCUGGAAGAAUCAGGAGAUGGAGUCACGCUUUGCCGUCUUGUCUGGAGGGAAGAUCAUUUCCAAUGGCUUCUCGGUGUACGCGAACCCGGUGGGGGGAUACGUGGAGUUCUACACCAGAGGAAACUCCAGACGCUGGAAAGUUCACAUUACACCACCAGGACCUUUCUGGACACACAUUCUCUUCACAUGGACUCUGAAAGAUGGCUUGAAGGUAUACAUAAAUGGCACCUUCAGUGUCAGCGAUGAGGUUGGCGGCGUGUCACAGGUCUACGGCGACACCUACACUGACCUGGUGAUCGGAACAGGAAACAGGGAGUCCUAUGAGCACUAUGUGACUGGGGCCUUCGAUGAGUUUGUCAUUUGGGAGAGAGCUCUUUCGCCCAAGGAGAUCUGGCUCUACUACAAAGCAGCAAUAGGCGAAAAGGUGAAUUUUCCUCCGACGACUGAAUCUCCAACCUCCGUCCAGACUACAACGAGUACUGAUGGUCUGCAGGCAGUAACAGCAUCCACCCUCCCCGUUAACCUGAGUGAGAAUGUAGGCAGUGCUGAGGCUGGGGCUUCCAUACCCAUGAUGGCAUUUCUUCAUUCUCUGCCCUUUAGCCUGCCCAACAAGACCAUUUCACGGGACACAGCUCACAACCUCACACAGACAUUUUUGAGGAGCGUUGAUGAGGUGAUGUCUUCCAGUAACUGGAGAGAGGGUGAGGAGUGGACUCCUGUGGUCAGUGGACUCAUAGACACAGUAGACAAAGUCAUGGUGCACAUGGUGUCCAACCUCCAGUCUAACCCGAACACUCCCAUCACAAUUGGUGGAAAGAGUUAUGUUGCAGAUUACUCUCUGAUGAAGAUUCCUCAGAACUACAACCUGCCCAGCUACAGGUUCCCCACUCAGGGCAAAAACUACAUCUCAGUACCAGGAGAGGCCUUCACUAUGCAAAGCCAGACCACCAUUGUGGGCCUUUUCUACCACAAUAUGCACAACUACUACAAACAGAUCAGCCCUCUGCGAACCAGGAUCAAUGAGGCAGUGGACUUUAAGGACUGCAAGAUCCAGGUGGCCAGUUACCUGAUCUCUCUGAAGGUGGAGCCCUCUCCCGCCCUGUCGGUCAACCUGUCCGCAGAACCACUCAUCAGAAUUGUGCUCACACACCAGCUGAGUAAAGAGCAGCAGCUUCAGGCCUUAAAUCAAAGCAACAAAGUCUUCCUCUACUGUGCUUUCCUGGACUACAGCUCUAAGGAAGGUGUAUGGUCCAAUGAGGGGUGUAUGAGAGCUGGAGGCAACCUGUCCUACUCCAUCUGUGUGUGUAACCACCUGACCAACUUCGCCAUCCUCAUGCAGGUCGUUCCUAUGGAGCUCACAAAGAGCCAUCAGGUGGCACUCUCCACUAUUACGUAUGUUGGUUGCUCCAUCUCCAUCUUCUGCUUGGCCAUCACAUUGGUCACCUUCGCCGUGCUCUCGUCUGUGAGCACCAUCCGGAACCAGCGCUACCACAUACAUGCCAACCUGUCCUUCGCCAUCCUUGUAGCCCAAAUCCUUCUGCUCAUCAGCUUCCGCUUCGAGCCUGGGACGAUGCCCUGUAAGGUGAUGGCAGUGUUGCUGCACUUCUUCUUCCUGUGUGCAUUUGCCUGGAUGUUGGUGGAGGGGCUGCACCUCUACAGCAUGGUGGUGAAAGUGUUUGGCUCUGAGGGGAGUAAACACUUCUACUACUACGGCAUCGGCUGGGGGUCUCCGCUGGUCAUAUGCGUGGUGUCCAUGACGUCAUCGCUGAGCAGUUACGGGGAGGUCGGAAACUGCUGGCUGUCUCUUCAGAAUGGAGCUAUCUGGGCAUUUGUAGCACCUGCACUGUUCGUCAUCAUGGUGAACAUCGGCAUCCUCAUCGCUGUGACGAGGAUUAUCUCCAGAAUCAGCGCCGAGAACUAUAAAGUGCACGGAGACGCAAACUCUGUGAAGCUUACUGCUAAAGCGGUAGCAGUGCUCUUGCCUAUCCUGGGCAUCUCAUGGAUCUUCGGGGUUUUAGCUGUUAAUGACCACUCUCUACUCUUCCAGUACAUGUUUGCAGCCUUCAAUUCUCUGCAGGGCUUCUUCAUCUUCCUCUUCCACUGUCUGCUGAACUCUGAGGUGAGAGCGGCCUUCAAGCACAAGACCAAAGUCUGGUCUCUGACCAGCAGCUCAAUCCGCAACAUCAACGUCAAGCCUUUCAACUCAGACAUUAUGAACGGUAACAAAGGGGGCGUGAGCCCGACGAAGAUGCACACAUGGGACAAAAGCACCAACUCGGCCAAUCGCAUCGACCUGUCAGCAGUCUAAGAGGCGCGCGGUGAGCAGCCAACGGCUACUGAUCAAAGGACCAUAAACGGACACUAAAAGUAGAACUUCUGCUCAAACACACUGGCUGUUUCAGCCACAGUUUUUUCCACAGUGACUCAAAACCUUUAUGAAGUUCUCGCAGGACUGGAGAAAGAGUGAGUGAAGAAAAGAAAAGACUGCAGGCUUUCACAGCUGCUAGCAGACUUACGCUCAGUGCUCUGAUGUCACUCUCUCCCCCUUCACUCCAUGAAGAUAAACAGAGUUUUAGACAGUAAUAAGUUGCAGAUGAAAACACAAGACUCAUUGUGUUGGAUGAAUGUGCUCUGUUCAGUGUUAUAAACUAUAAACGUUCUCCUUGUAAUUCUAGUAACUGCUGGAUUCCACUGCUGUCUGUUACUUGACACUAAACUGUGACACAAGAUGCUGGGGAAGGAGGAGUAUUCCGUUUGCUGCCACAUACUCAUGGGACCUGCUAUUACUCUGAGUAGAAGGACUGAAAAAUCUGGCCUGGCUUACGUGUGGACCGUGUACUAGUUUCCCUCUCAAAGGCACAUGAACAUGUAGCUGGCAGGACUUUAGUGGCUGCAGCAAGAGACAUUCCUGAGGAAGCACACGGUUCCAGUAUGUAGCAUCCUGCAUCAAACAUACAUUGUGUGUCAGUUCCUUCGUAAAGGGAAAGCCAAUGACUUCAUUUUUCCGCACUGUUAUGAAGCUGUAUUCUAACCUGUGUUGAGACGUGUUUUGUGCUACAGAAUUGCCUUCAUGUUGGUGUUACAAGAGUUUCAUCAGAUGUCCAGACUUAAAUAUUGUAUGUUGUGAUAGCUGUAAGGAGACAAGCAUGUUUUUGGGGGGGUUAAAAACAUUAGAUCCGGAUACUAAGCGACAUACAAAGCGCAAAGUUUAGAUAUUUGUGGCCACUUAUAUUCAAAACGUCUCAAAUAUUUAUGUUAAGUUAAAUUUUUAAAGGCAAAGUUUAAAAAGUGUAUUGCAUUACACUUCUUAACUGCUUGUCUCGCUUAAAGCUAAAACAGUGCAAUAUUUGCAACUGUCAAACACUUAAGUUACAAAACUUAGUUUGAAGUGAUUCUACACAGCCCUUACUUUAAAUAUAUAACAGCAAAAUUUACUAAGUUAAAGGCUGUACUUAAGUGCAUUGCAUUAACUGCUUCUCUCACUUCGAGCUAAUACUUAAGUGUUUCAUAGCACACGUUUUUUUGCCACAGUCACUUAAGUGAUGAAACUUAGACUGACGUGAUUUUAUGCAGCUUGUUUAAAAUAAGGGUUGUAUAAGUGAAAAUGUGGGGUUGAUAAUCAGUUAAGAUGUUUUAUGCAAGCAGCCACUGAUGGUCAUAUCUUAAUGAAAGCUUUAUGAUAAAAGUUUUAUUCAUUCUUCCAAAACUUCACAACCUGAUUUUGAAAUUGUGUCUUUUAAUAGGACUAUACAAAAUCAGAACACCUGUAUAUCUUUCAAAUGGCUGCCUGGGCUCGACCGUGAUACCAUCAUGAAAAUAUUUAUCUACUACAAAUCAGACUUAGAAUCAUUUCAUAUAUUUAGUCUGUAUUAUAGACAAAUCAAGAAGCUAAAAUGUACCGAUCCCCAAAGUGGACUUUAGUUUCUCCAGAGUAGCAGUGAGCAGUUAAGUUUAUAUACAGUGUAUAGUUUGAAUACUGUGGGUAAGGAGUGAGCCCCUGUUAUUAAACAUGAAUUCCACAGAUUUCAAAAGUUCUGUAUAAUUAAAUCGUUGAGAUGUGAGUCAUUCAGAGUGGUUUGGUGUGAAAUAUUCCUUUCUAGAGAAACUUACAGAGUCAGAACUGU
This is a messenger RNA of Colossoma macropomum (tambaqui), 4932 nucleotides long. It is a transcript of the gene adgrd1, whose product is annotated as adhesion G protein-coupled receptor D1. Gene Ontology annotation, cellular component: membrane. The record is from RefSeq and is a predicted model, not a curated record. Bases 363 to 3116 code for a protein of 917 amino acids. Gene Ontology annotation, biological process: cell surface receptor signaling pathway; adenylate cyclase-activating G protein-coupled receptor signaling pathway. NCBI's taxonomy places the organism in Eukaryota, Metazoa, Chordata, Actinopteri, Characiformes, Serrasalmidae. The transcript has 26 exons. Gene Ontology annotation, molecular function: G protein-coupled receptor activity.